UUAAUCUUAGAGUGGACAUUACAGGUCCCUGUCUUAUUGACAUCAUGUAUGUCUGGAAAAUGAUACAAUUCAACCCUGCCUGAAAUCCUCGUGGGUACUUUUCAAAAAGAAGAUCCCAGGAAGCUUUUAAAGGCAGCGUGAAAGGGGUUACCGCUGGUGACGGUGACGUGUGCGCAGCGACACAUGGCUCAUUGAUUUCGGGAAUACUCGACUGUAUAUUCUCACUCUAGCAAAGGUCCUACAUCCAAAUCAGCCCCAAAGCCACCAUUUAAGAUUUAAGCUAAAAAAAACAAACAAAAAAAAAAACUUAAAAAAACUCGGUACCUUUCACACACAGCAUUGUCCGGGGAAAAAGCAGGAACAUGUGGAAGAGGGCAACGGCUGUCAGCAGCGCCAUGCAAUUGAUUCUCGCGUUGCGUUUUGGAGGUCUUGUGUUCAAAUCCUGUGCUCAGUCCUCAUUUCCAUUGAUCAGCUCUUCACGCCCCCUUUCACACGGAGUCGCACCGUAAUGGGUUCAUUAGAGACAUAAAAAUCGUGGAGAGAUGCCGUUUUUUUUUUUCCGCCUCUGCCAGGUGAUUUGCGCAGCCGUGAAAAAGCGUUGGCGGGCAGUGAGAAAGCGGCGGUGCUGGUGAAAAAUUGGGAUGGAGGAAUUCCUGAAAUUGGUGGGAGUUGAAACUUGUCCCAAAGUAGCUUUAAACCCGACACAGCUGUAAAGUGCGCAUCACGGAUUGGAGCGGUCGACCUCUUCUCUUCAUCUGUGGUCAAAUUCUCUCCCACUGAGCUGUGCCCCACUCGCUUGGGAUGUCGUUUGUGUUCCAGCUAUGUGGUGGCCAUCGGGAAGUUCGGGUAAACUCCCGCAAGGUUGGUCCAUCCCAGGCCGAAAUGGCGGCACGCAGCCGAGGGCUGCGGCGAACCAGCAUUGCGUAUUGGUCCCUUUCAAACAAAAGAAAUGGGCAAAGAGCCGAGCGGCAGCCUGAAACGCGUCUGCGGCGAGGCGUUUCGAGCACCUCUAACGGUGUUUACGUUUUGCAUUUGCACAAAAGUGUUGCAGUCAAAUGGAAAAAUGUGGUGAAGAUGUCAAGCAUCCGUUGGUUCCGCAGAGCUGGCCGAUGGGGUCGCGGCAACAUGGACGCCGCCAACGCAAGCCAAGCGCAGCGGUCGUCAGCAAGCCAGCCCUCCGCUAACAGGAUGGCGCCCACCUGGGAUGAAGUGGUCUACCCGGGCCUGGUGGACAGCACCCGUCUGCCAGCCGUGCGCGUGGCGCUCAUCCUGGCGUACGGCACCAUCAUCACCUUGGGCGUGGCGGGCAACGCCCUGGUGAUCCACGUGGUGUUCCGCUUCCGCCGCCUGCGGACCGUCACGAACUUCUUCAUCGCCAAUCUGGCUCUGGCUGACCUCCUGGUGGCCUCCCUGUGCUUGCCGUUCACGCUGGUGUACACCCUGCAUGGCGAGUGGGCGUUCGGCCGGGUGCUGUGCUUCGUCUUGCCCUGCGCUCAGGGCGCCGCCGUUCACGUGUCGACGAUCACGCUCAACGUCAUCGCCGUGGACCGCCUCCGCAGCGUGGCGCGCCGCCCGGACGGGGCGCCGCGCAUGUCCCGGUGGGCGUGCGCUGCCGUGGUGGCGAUCACCUGGGUGGUCAGUGCGCUCCUCGCCAGCCCGCUGGCCAUCUUCCGCGAGUACGCCAUCUUCCACUUGGCUCCCGGCGAGUCCAUCCGGGUGUGUGCCGAGAAAUGGCCCGAGGAGGGCGGCAGCACCCCCUACAGCCUGGCCAUGAUGCUGCUGCAGUACAGCCUGCCCUUGGCUGUCAACAUGGGGGCCUACACGUGCAUCUGGAGUAAGAUGAACGCCAGCCGCCUGUCGCGCACCCACCGCCGCCGUCGCAAGACCACCAAGAUGCUGGUGAUGGUGGUGGCCGUCUUCGCCGUCAGCUGGCUGCCACUGCACGCCUUCCAGCUGGCCGUGGACAUCGACAGCCGCGUGGUCUACAUGGACGACUUCAAGCUGCUCUUCAGCGCCUUCCACGUGGUGGCCAUGUGUUCCACCUUCGUCAACCCCAUCCUCUACGGCUGGAUGAACAGCAACUACAGGAGCGCCUUCUUGGAUGUCUGCAGAUGCUACCGGCCCUUUAACGUCCAUAAAAAGAUGAAAACGAUGGCCUCCGCCCCAGUUUACAAGUCCAGCAAGUUCUAAGUCACACUUCCCAUUUCAAAUUGUUGCUCGGGUGAGGAGUGGGACUGUGAUUGCCGUUUUAUUGUCCGUCUCCGUGUUGCUGAACCGUUUGUGUUCAGUCCGUCGCUCACAGACUUGAAGCACCGCAAAAACAGAUGCUGAUUAGCGUGAGGCUAGCGGGGGGCCUUUCUUGAAGCAGAUGUUUGGCUGUUUUAAAUACACCGGGUGUAUUUCUCUUUGUUUGGUUUGACAGUUCACUACAACGAGGAGUGGCGUCGUACUGUUACGACAGUAUUGCCAAAUUGCUGACUUGUUGUCCCUCUGCAGGCGCGACUGGCUGUAUUAGAGCAACAGAAAUGCAUAUGAAAUGGAGUCUAAUCUAUUUUACAUGGUCACCAAAGUCCAAGUUGCAAUUACAGUGGUCGUACAUACUCUUGAAUGACUUCACUCUGUCAGAUCCCGACUGGUUUUGAAUGACUUCCGGAGGAAGGCUUUCCGGUUGUCUUCAGGUGCUACUGGCCCUUUAAGAGCGACAAAAACACCAAUAAAAAAAGUCUCUACCCAAUAGACAAGUCCAUCAAAGUUUACGUUGGAUUUUUUUUGAAGAUUUUGUACUCUACAAGUAUCCUCUAUUCGCUAAGCACCCGACUAGUUUUGGAUAACUACAUGCGCACCUUUCGGUCGAUUGUCGUAGUUUUAGCAGCCCUUGAAGAAGAAUGACACAGGCAGCUCAAGAGAAAACGAAAGAGCGUUUUCAAACUUCAUUCGGUGUCCCCACCACACGUCGUCGCCAAGAACGCCAUUGCUUUUGAAUGAGCUCCAAAUAUCGGGGAUUUUCUCAUUUCACUG
Messenger RNA from Hippocampus comes (tiger tail seahorse), 3018 nucleotides. RefSeq names its product neuropeptide Y receptor Y2 (gene npy2r). NCBI's taxonomy places the organism in Eukaryota, Metazoa, Chordata, Actinopteri, Syngnathiformes, Syngnathidae. The transcript has 2 exons. Gene Ontology annotation, cellular component: membrane. The coding region runs from base 802 to 2190 and encodes 462 amino acids. The record is from RefSeq and is a predicted model, not a curated record. Gene Ontology annotation, molecular function: neuropeptide Y receptor activity. Gene Ontology annotation, biological process: G protein-coupled receptor signaling pathway.